UAGGCGCUAACUCAAGCCUCAGUUUCCCCAGCGGGGCUGGGAGCCAAGGAAGCAGACCGGUGCCACCUUAAGGCGGGUCCCGCCCGCGGCUCCCAGCCGAGCCCCGCGGAGGGAGGCGGCUCCACAGCCACCGCGGCCACCGGCCACCAGCGCCGACCCCGGGCGGCGGCCACGGACCUGCGGCGGCGCGGGCUGCAGCUGCCCCCGGGCCGGACGACCCGGGCGAGCUGGCGGGAGCUCCACCUCUGCACCCUAGCCACAUCCCCAAGCCUCCACGAAGCUGGGGGGCCCCUUCUCCCACCUCUCCAUCAGCAGGAUGUACCCCCAGGGAAGGCACCCGACCCCGCUGCAGUCCGGCCAGCCUUUCAAGUUCUCAGUCCUGGAAAUCUGUGACCGGAUCAAAGAGGAAUUCCAGUUUCUCCAAGCUCAAUACCACAGCCUCAAGCUGGAGUGUGAGAAGCUGGCCAGCGAGAAGACAGAGAUGCAGAGGCAUUACGUGAUGUACUACGAGAUGUCCUACGGCCUCAACAUUGAAAUGCAUAAACAGGCUGAAAUUGUGAAACGGCUCAGUGCGAUCUGUGCCCAGAUGGUCCCGUUCCUCACACAGGAGCAUCAGCAGCAGGUUCUCCAGGCCGUGGACCGAGCCAAGCAGGUGACCGUGGGGGAACUGAACAGCCUCCUGGGGCAGCAGAAUCAGCUGCAGCCGCUGUCUCACGCCCCCCCUGCACCUCUCACCCCGCGCCCAGCCGGCCUGGUGGGCGCUGGGGCCUCGGGGCUGCUGGCCCUGUCCGGGGCGCUGGCUGCGCAGGCCCAGCUGGCGGCGGCGGCCAAGGAAGACCGCGUGGGUGUGGACGCGGAGGGGGCCAGAGUGGACAGGGCGGCGAGCAGGAGUGCUUCCCCAUCCCCUCCGGAGAGUCUGGUGGAAGAGGAGCAUCCUAGCGGCCGAGGUGGCAAUGGGAAGCAGCAGAGAGCAGAAGACAGGGAUCUCUCAGGACCUUAUGAAAGCGAUGAAGACAAAAGUGAUUAUAACCUGGUGGUGGAUGAGGACCAACCCUCAGAGCCGCCCAGCCCUGCGACCACCCCCUGUGGAAAGGCGCCCCUCUGCAUUCCUGCCCGCAGGGACCUCGCCGACAGCCCAGCCUCCUUGGCCUCCAGUUUGGGCUCACCACUCCCCAGAAGCAAAGACCUAGCCCUGAAUGACCUCCCCACAGGCACCCCUGCCUCCAGGUCUUGUGGUCCCUCCCCACCCCAGGACGCGUCCACCCCAGGGCCCAGCUCUGCCGGUCACCUCUGUCAGCUGGCGGCUCAGCCGGCACCAUCCACAGACAGCAUUGCCCUGAGGAGUCCCCUGACCCUGUCCAGCCCCUUCACCUCGUCCUUCAGCCUGGGCUCCCACAGCACCCUCAACGGGGACCUCUCCAUGCCCAGCUCCUAUGUCAGCCUCCACCUGUCCCCCCAGGUCAGCAGCUCUGUCGUGUACGGACGCUCACCCCUGAUGGCAUUUGAGUCACACCCGCAUCUCCGAGGCUCAUCCAUCUCCUUGCCUGGCAUUCCCGGGGCGAAGCCGGCCUACUCCUUCCACGUGUCUGCGGACGGCCAGAUGCAGCCUGUGCCCUUCCCAUCGGAUGCGUUGGUGGGCACGGGCAUCCCCCGCCACGCGCGGCAGCUGCACACGCUGGCCCACGGUGAGGUGGUGUGCGCCGUCACCAUCAGUGGCUCCACACAGCACGUGUACACGGGCGGCAAAGGUUGCGUGAAGGUGUGGGACGUGGGCCAGCCGGGGAGCAAGACACCAGUGGCUCAGCUGGACUGCCUGAACCGCGACAACUACAUCCGCUCCUGCAAGCUGCUGCCGGACGGGCAGAGUCUGAUUGUGGGCGGUGAAGCCAGCACCCUGUCCAUCUGGGACCUGGCAGCACCCACACCGCGCAUCAAGGCGGAGCUGACCUCGUCCGCCCCGGCCUGCUAUGCGCUGGCCGUCAGCCCCGACGCCAAGGUCUGCUUCUCCUGCUGCAGCGAUGGCAACAUCGUGGUGUGGGACCUGCAGAACCAGGCUAUGGUCAGGCAAUUCCAGGGCCACACGGACGGGGCCAGCUGCAUAGACAUAUCGGACUACGGGACCCGGCUGUGGACUGGGGGCCUGGACAACACUGUGCGCUGCUGGGACCUGCGUGAGGGCCGCCAGCUUCAGCAACAUGACUUCAGCUCCCAGAUUUUCUCCCUGGGCCACUGCCCCAACCAGGACUGGCUGGCCGUUGGAAUGGAGAGCAGUCACGUGGAGGUCCUGCACGUGCGCAAACCGGAGAAGUACCAGCUCCGCCUCCACGAGAGCUGCGUCCUGUCACUCAAAUUCGCUUCCUGUGGACGCUGGUUUGUGAGUACAGGCAAGGACAACUUGCUCAACGCCUGGAGGACACCCUAUGGGGCCAGCAUUUUUCAGUCCAAAGAGUCUUCCUCCGUGUUGAGCUGCGACAUCUCCAGGAAUAAUAAAUACAUCGUGACAGGCUCAGGGGACAAGAAGGCCACUGUGUAUGAGGUGGUGUACUGAGCCCACCUGCCUGCAUCUCCAGGUCACCGGCCGGAGGAUGGCCACUCAACUGUCCACUCUGCUCAUUCCCCGGUUCCCUCCCCCCUGGCUGGGUGGGGCUGGAGGCCCUGGGGAAAUAUAACUGUAUUUAUCGA
This is a messenger RNA of Onychomys torridus (southern grasshopper mouse), 2682 nucleotides long. RefSeq names its product TLE family member 5. Bases 317 to 2548 code for a protein of 743 amino acids. Gene Ontology annotation, cellular component: transcription regulator complex; nucleus. The transcript has 22 exons. Lineage: Eukaryota; Metazoa; Chordata; Mammalia; Rodentia; Cricetidae. Gene Ontology annotation, biological process: regulation of DNA-templated transcription; negative regulation of canonical Wnt signaling pathway. Gene Ontology annotation, molecular function: protein binding; transcription corepressor activity. The record is from RefSeq and is a predicted model, not a curated record.